AUGACCGCCCAGAGACUUAAGAUCGGCUGCGCAGGCCUGGGCCGCAUGGGCAAGCGCCACGCCCUGAACUUCCUGCAGCGCACUCCCCGCGCCGAGCUUGUCGCCGCUAGCACCCCCGACGACACCGAGAUCGAAUGGGCCAAGGAGCAUCUUGCGCCCUAUGGAGUCACCAUCUAUAAGAACUACGAUGACAUGCUGAAGCACGAGGGGCUGGAAGCUGUUGUCGUCGCUUCUGCUACAGCUGUCCACGCCGAACAGGCCAUCAAGGCCAUCAAUGCGGAGAAGCAUGUUCUCUGCGAGAAACCUUUAUCCACUAGUGUUGAGAUUUCCCAAACCGUUCUCGAUGCCGCAAACUCCAAACCACAUCUCAAAGUAAUGUGCGGCUUCAGCCGCCGCUUCGACGCCUCCUACCGCGACGCACACCAAAAGAUCUCCUCGGGAACCCUCGGCGUCCCCAGCGUGAUUCGCUCACAGACAUGCGACAAGCUCGACCCCACAGGCUUCUUCGUCGCAUACGCUGAGUUCUCCGGCGGGAUCUUCGUCGACUGCUCCAUCCACGACAUCGACCUGACCCUCUGGUUCUUCGGGCAAGACUCCAAGGUUCGUUCCGUCUCUGCAGUGGGUAUUACGGCUGUUGAGCCCGACUUGCGGAAACACAAUGAUCGCGAUAAUGCGGUGGGUCUGGUUGAGUUCUUUGAUGGGAAGAUGGCGUAUUUCUAUGCCAGCCGCAUGAUGGCCGCGGGGCAGGAGGAUAGCACAGAGGUUAUUGGGACGAAGGGCAAGGUUGCGGUGAACACGCAGCCGCAGUUGAACCUUGUGCAGACGUUUGAUGCUAGAGGUAUCCGCAAGGAGAUCCCGCAGCACUAUUAUGAUCGGUUCGAGUACGCGUUUGUGACUGAGGCUAAUGAGUUUACGGCUUCGUGUUUGGAGAACACGGCUGUGCCGCUGAAGCUUGAGGGGGCUGUCCAGGCGGUGCGCAUUGGGGCUGCCUUGCAAGAGGCCCUUAUUACGGGGGAGAAGAUCUUCUUUGAUGAGAACGGAAACCGCGUGCAAAAAGGGCGGUUGUAA
Molecule: messenger RNA, 1068 nt
Organism: Aspergillus calidoustus
Lineage: Eukaryota; Fungi; Ascomycota; Eurotiomycetes; Eurotiales; Aspergillaceae
Source: the annotation of a GenBank genome assembly